Protopterus annectens (West African lungfish) is the source of this 2541-nucleotide messenger RNA. RefSeq names its product gastrula zinc finger protein XlCGF57.1-like. NCBI's taxonomy places the organism in Eukaryota, Metazoa, Chordata, Ceratodontiformes, Protopteridae. Gene Ontology annotation, molecular function: DNA-binding transcription factor activity; RNA polymerase II cis-regulatory region sequence-specific DNA binding. The transcript is spliced from 2 exons. The record is from RefSeq and is a predicted model, not a curated record. Gene Ontology annotation, biological process: regulation of transcription by RNA polymerase II. Bases 1 to 1950 code for a protein of 649 amino acids.
AUGAUGAAUGAUACAAAACUCAUAAUCCAGACAAUUUACAGGUACAAGACGGAAAGGACAGAAAUACAAGGAAAAUCGGUCAACAGGAAUGCAUAUUUCUUUGAUAUUCAGAGUCUUCAGUCAUUCCAUGAGAAAUCCCAGGAUGUUGAAUUUAACAAAGCUGUCUCAGAUAAGAUGUCACUCACAAGGGAAAACGCAGUGCCUUCUGAAACCAGACAUAACUGUAAGGAAAGUAAUGAGAAGUUUAUCAAAAAAAGCAAACUAGAAAUGCAUCUCCAAACUCCCAUGGAAAUGGCACUUAGUCAUCUUAAUCACAACAACAGUGUAACAUUCAAUGCUAAUGAUUUAACUGAUCAAUUAAUGCCCAGUGGGAAAAGAGAAAAUAACACAGUGGCAUUACAAGAGCAGAUAUGCAGUAAAGAGAAGCUUCACAAAUGUUUCACAUGUGGCAAGAGUUUUACAGACAGAAAGACUUUAACAGUACAUAUGAUAAUUCAUACUGAUCAGAAGCUCUACAAAUGUACCAUGUGUAACAAGAGUUUUACACAGAGGAGUAAUAUGACAUCUCAUCAAAGAAUCCACAGUGGACAGAAGCCCUACAAAUGCAGUGUGUGUGACAAGAGUUUUGCAUUGAAAAGGACUAUGGUACUUCAUCAGUAUAUCCACAUGGGACACAAACCCUACAAAUGCACCAUGUGUGACAAGAGUUUUACAUGCAAAAGCACUAUGAAAAAUCAUCAGUCAAUCCACUCUGGAGAGAAACAUAACUGCAGUGUGUGUGGCAAGAGCUUUAAAUACAAAAAUAGUAUGAUAUGUCAUCAGAGGAUCCACACUGGGCAAAAACCGUAUAAAUGUACCACAUGUGACAAAGUCUUUACAUGGAAGAAUCUGGUUGUAAAACAUCAGUAUAUCCAUACUGGGCAGAAACCCCACAAAUGUACAAUGUGUGACAAGACUUUUAGAAGCAAAAGUGCUAUGGUAAAUCAUCAGUUAGUCCACACUGGUCUGAAACCUUAUAAAUGUGUAACAUGUCACAAGAGCUUUGUAGAUAAAAGAAGUUUAGCAAUGCAUCGGUUUGUGCACACGGGACAGAAACCCUAUAAAUGCACCAUGUGUGACAAGAGUUUUGCACAGAAGAAUCAGAUGGUAGGUCAUCAGAGUAUCCACACUGGACAGAAAAACUACCAAUGUAUCACAUGUGGUAAGAGUUUUAGGUAUAAGAGUAAUAUGUACAGGCAUCAGAAUAUACAUGCAGGGCAGAAACCCUAUAAGUGCACCAUGUGUGACAAGACUUUUACACAGAAGGGUAACAUGGUAAAACACCAAUAUACACACACUGGAGAGAAACCCUACAAAUGCUCCAUGUGUGACAAGAGUUUUGUACAGAAGAAUCAGAUGAUAAGCCAUCAGAGUACCCACACUGGACAGAAAAACUACAAAUGUGCCACAUGUGGUAAGAGUUUUAGACAGAAGGGUAAUAUGUAUAGGCAUCAGCAUACACACACUGGGCAGAAACCCUAUAAAUGUACUGUGUGUGGCAAAAGUUUUAUACAGAAGGGUAACUUGGUAAAGCACCAACAUAUACACACUAGAGAGAAUCCCUAUAAAUGCACCAUGUGUGACAAGAGUUUUGUACAGAAGAAUCAGAUGGUAAGUCAUCAGAGUACCCAUACGGGACAGGAAAACUACAAAUGUGUCACAUGUGGUAAGAGUUUUAGGCAGAAGGGUCAUAUGUAUAGGCAUCAGAAUAUACACACUGGGCAGAAGCCCUAUAAAUGUACCACAUGUGAUAAGAGUUUUACACAAAAGUACAGUAUGAAGCGUCAUCAAUGUAUCCACACUGGCCAGAAACCCUAUAAAUGUGCCAUGUGUUACAAGUCCUUCAGACAGGCAAGUACUUUGAAGAGGCAUCAGAGGAUCCACAGCAGGCAAAAAAGUAACAAAUUCUAAUACAGAGAAUGUGAAUUGGAAAGAAGACUGUUACUCAGGUAAAGUUAAGAAAGGAUCCCAACUGAAAAACACGAGGUGCACUCACUAUGCCUAAAGUUUGGUUCAAAGUAUUAAAAUGUUUGCAAUAUGAUUUAAUGGAGAGAAAAAAACUACCCAUAGGUGCACCUUGAAAUGACUGACAACAGUCUGGAUAACAGUGGGGAAAACAGUCUCAUACUUAAAAGUGAAACUGUAGAUUACCAUAAGAACUAUUAUUCAAUAACUUGUCUUUCAACAACAACAAAGUAUAAACUACAUGCAGGAAUUGAUGCAGACAGAGUAUGUAGUCAUCUAGAUAAAUAUUUGAGCAUGACAUUAGAACAGAAGGGGGAUAAAAGAGAUCCCUACUGCAUUAAGGAUCAUGUUUGGCUAGACAUUACCAUAAUGGAGACUUGCAAAAAGAACAGACGUCUUAGUAUUUUAUAAAUUGCAAAAAAGCAUUUAACGGUGGAUUAUUAAAUGCUCAGAAAUGUACAAGAGUCACCACACAUCAAUGUUAUGGUGCCAUUGCUAUAAAAAAGUGGCAAACUAAUUUGCAGUUGAACCACAAAA